Messenger RNA from Leptidea sinapis, 2623 nucleotides. RefSeq lists its product as uncharacterized. The coding region runs from base 167 to 2566 and encodes 799 amino acids. The transcript has a single exon. Lineage: Eukaryota; Metazoa; Arthropoda; Insecta; Lepidoptera; Pieridae. The record is from RefSeq and is a predicted model, not a curated record.
UGCCAUACUAUCUCCACAAAAUUAUGUGUUUAAAAUUAAAAUAACUAAUAUAAAAAUAGAAAUAAUUUUAAACUGAAAAAAAAAAUUAUAAUGCAACUGAUAGAUUAAGUUUUAUAACAAAAUUAUUGCUUCUUGUUGCAAACUCAUAAAUACACUCAAAAAGAAAAUGAAGACUGCAGUGCUCAGCAACCGUCAAGCAAAAUCUUUUACAAGUAUUUAUGAUAUGUUAAUACAACCAUGUUCAAAAGACAAGAAGCAUAUAAAGUGUAAAAAGAAUCCAUCGUACGUGCAAGGAACAGUGGAUGAUUUAAAAAAAAAAAUUUCGUAUGUAGCAUCCAGUUCAAAUAAACAAAAGUACGUCACAAGUGAAAGAUAUCACUAUUUGAAUAAAAAAUCUAGUGAUAAAUAUGUUACUAACUCGACGAGUACAUUUUUUUAUGACCUGGAUGAUUUAGCAAAAAGGCAUUCCUAUAGCGGUACUCGUGAAAUGACCGUGUCAUCAAGCAAUGAAUUUCAAGGUACAAUAAAAAAAUAUGGUAAUGCGAAUGGCUUUGAUAUAAAAUCAGAUGCAAUUGUUCAAGAAUGCGCCACAGAAAUUCAGCCUAAGUUACUAGUCAGAGAUAGUGUUGAACUUAUUUCAAAGAAAGGAAAAAAGAAAUACCCAAGUAACGAUAUACUUUCAUCUGAGAUUUUCCUAAGAGAUCCAAGUAAUACAGGUGAAAAAAUUAAACAUUUUCAAGACACAUUCAAUGAAAAACAGCAAAGGUAUUGGUCUUAUGCAAAGUACAGCACUGAACUUACACCAUUGCCCAAACCCGACGAAAAGAAAAGUAAGAGAAAAGAUCGUGGUAAGCGAAUUGAAAAUCCUUGUCCUUGUCAGCUAUUUUCAUAUGCUUGUCCAUGCACUGAUAAAAAGUCAUUGACAAAAUUAGCUGUUAAUAGUAAGACAUUGCCUGAAGCUGAUCAGAUAUCAAGCAUUAAAUCUUCACAUAAAACAAAACACGAGAAAGAUUUAAAUUGUAUAUCAAAUAACGUAAGUUAUUUGAAAGAAGAUGGAGCAAUACAAAAAUGCGAAGUUGUUGCAAUGACCGGGAAAUCUACAAAAAAUAAUGCACAAAUAACCGAUGAUCAACAAACGUAUAAUACAUUUCUUAAAACUAGUAAUUGUAAAGGAAAACCAUCUAGAAAAGAAAUCACAUGUCCCUAUUGCAGUGCCAAAAUCGACAUAUUGAGUAUUACGGAAGCCGAAGAUGAUAAUUCCAAUAAUAUAACUGUUUAUCCAACAGGCGUAAACACAUGCCCAGCAACGCCUGAUAAGUUUUCGUACGUAAGUAAUUUAAGCGAAAAAAGUAAGCCUAUAAUUACUGAUGGUGAUGUGUGCAAUCAUGAACCACGGUGUGAACUUGUUCCAGUUUGUCAAAUUUUAGCUUCAGAUCAAAAUAAUAUGAGUAAUAAAUCAUCGAGAAAACCAUCAUCCACUAAAAAUAUACUUAAAACUGUUAAAGUCACCAAAGCUUGUAGACAUCACCCGCCGUGCACUGUUGUACCUUCCUGCCAAAGGUUGAACGUUUUAAGAAAUCAUUGUGAAUAUAUUCCUCCCUGUCUUCAUCGCCCUCGAUGUAUAAAUUUACCUUUAUGUGUGCCAUUUUCAAAAACCAUUGAUUAUAAUGAGCUAAUGAGUGAUGCUAUUGCAGAAGAAAACCCCUUAGCCUGUCCACAUGUUUUUGCUUCCCAUAAAUAUGUGCCGAUGUACCAGCAGGACUCCGUCAAAAACAGCAUGGAUGAAAAUAUUUACUCAACUCACCACACUUGUGAUUACCACAGUGAGUGCUCUCCCAGGUAUUUCGUUAAUAAUAAAAUUGCAUGUAAUUCGCCAACAUUUUCGCCGUGUCUUCUUCGAUCUCCAAAUCCUUGUAAUACUUUAGUUAGGUAUAACAAAUCAUGUCAAUAUAUUACACAAAGUAACAAAUGCAACACUCAAAUAUAUGGAAAGGAAAACAUCAGCGAAGAAGCUAUAGUAUAUAUUAGGGAUGUGGGAUGUCAGUUUAGUAACAAAACUAACAAUGGUACAGCGCUUAAAACCAAAACAUCCAAUAGUAUCAGUGACGAUAGCAGAAGGAAGAAAGGGAGCUAUUAUUCUGACUAUCACACAAUGCGGUAUGAGGACAAAUGUACUAAUCCGUCUUUUGCUGAUAUUUCUCAGUCAACUAUGUCGACAACAUCUGUUGAAAUUGAUGACCAUUGCCCAUCGCACGGCUUACAAUUAAGAGGAUUUCAGAAAAAGGAAUUGACUGGAUUUUCACCGAAAAUGUCGCCAGUUAUAGCAAAUUGCGCAGCAAGAUUAGAUCCACUUUUGGGUAUUUGUGUUUCUAAAUAUAACGACAUAAGCAGAACUACUAAGUCACAGAAACGUUUUAAUGCUCAUCCCUCGCAGGGAUCACGGAAGAGUUUCCUGAAAGGUAAAUGUAGAAAGGUGUUUCCCGCGCGCCGAAGAAGGAGUUCUCGAGUCAGCUAUCAAAAUAUUUUCAGCUCAAUGUCAAGAAAGCUAUCUUCCAGUUACAAUUAGUAAAAUUUUUGCCAUGUCUUAAUUUUGACUGUUAAUAAAUUUUGUUAUGUGGAGCUA